This is a messenger RNA of Chelonia mydas (Green sea turtle), 2377 nucleotides long. RefSeq names its product protein spire homolog 1-like. Gene Ontology annotation, biological process: actin nucleation; actin filament polymerization; polar body extrusion after meiotic divisions. Gene Ontology annotation, cellular component: cytoplasmic vesicle membrane; cell cortex. The transcript has 16 exons. Bases 86 to 2107 code for a protein of 673 amino acids. Gene Ontology annotation, molecular function: actin binding. NCBI's taxonomy places the organism in Eukaryota, Metazoa, Chordata, Testudines, Cheloniidae. The record is from RefSeq and is a predicted model, not a curated record.
CAAGGCAGAAUGGAUAAAAGACGGCCAGAAGUGCCUAUGGCUGUCUGAGGAGUGGUUGUAGAACAGUCCAGAACAAAACAAGCACAUGGGGAGUGGUGAAAGUAAAAAAGUGGAUUGUUCAAGCUGUGAAUGGAGGAAUAUCACUAAGGUCUCUUUGGGAGAGUUUCUGAGAUGUUGUGACCAGCCAAUAAGUGAGGAGCAAGCCUGGGCCCUUUGCUUUCAAUGUUGCCAUAAAAUGAAGCAGUUGGCUCAGGACCCCCAGCCUGUGGUGAUUAAAGGUCUGGGAAGCAUCCUUAUCCAUUCUGAUGGUGCUGUUUCCUUCAUGGUGCAUCCUAAGCCUGAUGUUAACGAGACUCAACUGGAGGAGCAGUUGACAGAGCGUCUGGGAAUGGUGAUCUAUAAAGCCCUGGAUUGGGGGAUUGACAACCAUCUGGAGCGAGAGCUGAGUGAAUCGCUGGAGAAGCUGAUCUCCCUCCUCCUGAAAUUAGACACUGAGGCAACAAAACCAGCCAUCACUUUCCAGGAUGUCCUCAAGAUCUGUGAGGAGCAUUUGCCCAGGCCCUCUGAGGCUGCCAGCUAUUACAGAACAGUCUGCAGGGCUCUCUUUGCUGAGUACAUAGAUCUUCAGAAACUAAUGCUCACCCUACAGCGCUCCAAAGAGAGUCUACGAAGAAUGGAUGUGGAGGACUUGCUGGAAAAUGACACUCAGAAGGAGAAGGAUAAUUACUGGCAGGCUAGCUUGUGGCACGGUGUCCUCGGGGAGCUGCAGAAUGGUGUGAGGCUGCGCAAGGCCAUGGAGCGACCCCAACGUAGCAUUCCUCCCAAGGAAUACACCCGCUCUCCCUUUGAGCUCUUGACAGAGGACAUCCGAUGCAAGAGGUACACCCUCCGCAAGGUGAAGAUCAACAGUGAGCAAAACUGCAAGAGCUCUGAAGGCAACACAGGUCCUUCACAGCCUCCUUUAAAGCCAGUAAGUGACUUGUUUAGUUGUGAUGGCAUGAACAGAAGGAUCCCUGAACUGGCUGAAGCAACACUGACCUAUCCCAUUCACAAGUCCGGCAAGGCCUCAGAGAGGAAGCUGAAAGAGAACUCCCCCAAAGAACCCAGUCUGCACGACCUGCUCAUGACGGAAAUAAAACAGACACACAAGCUUCGGCCGUCUUCCACAGAGACAAAUGGGAGCAGGCACAAAGAUACCUUUGUGAUGCCAAUGUUUUCUUUGAAUUCCCUGUGUGGCAAUGUCUUAUCUGUCCAAAAUGCCAGUACGGGGCUUACAAUUCACAAAGUUAAAAAACAGCUGCUGAUCCCUAACUUGCUGGUCCCAGAAUUUCAGGAAGCAGACGGGGCAUUGAAAUACAACUUGGGAGUCAUCUCACACAGAUCUGUACUGACCUCAAGCAGCACAGAUUGCUCUGCAGACUGCACAUUUACCCCCAAGAGCAUGCCAGUGCGAGGAGACUGUAAAACAAGCAGCUUUCUGAAUCUAAAUCCGCGACAGCCUUUCUACCGAGGGAGGUCCAAGUCUUUAAGGAGUGCCCUUCAAAUCAAGGAAGAUGAUUACCCCUCUCCUACAAGUUGGCCAUCACCAACCAUUGCUGAACUGAUUGGAAGCAGAUAUGCCGUGAUGUCUGAAAUGGAGGGCUCCCACCAAAGAGAUGGUUAUAGUAGAUCUUCAAGAGCCAGGGUCUGUUUCAAUUGCCAUAAGCAGAUGGUCUUUCUGUGGCCUUACAGGUGUCAUCUCUGUAGCAGUGUCAUCUGCUGCAAUUGCUGCAUCAAGAUGUCUGUGCCCUCCAGACCAUGUGUGCAUCUUCCGCUUAGCUUAAUAAAAGCACUGAGACUCUCCAUGGAGGAGGACUCGGCUACCCAAGACCAGAAAUCCUCACAGUUGUUUUUUGAAGUAGAACAUUGGGAUUGUUCUAGAGUACCACUAGUGUUUGAACCCUAUUGCCUAGCACAGUCUCUUGCCUCUCAAAGAGAGACCGUGAUGGACUGGCCUUCUAUGGACGUCUGUACCAAAUGUGAGCAAUACCUGUUGCAUGUCCUCUCCUGCCAGCAGCAAUGCAUCCCUCCCAGGAAAAGAUCCAGGUCAUGGACUGAACUGGAAUGACUCCUCUCCAAAUGUGUCUCCUGUCCUAUUGAGUCCUUUACAUUUUUUGUGUGUGUUUUUUUUGUUUUUGUUUUUGUUUUUUUGCACCUGAAGAAGUGAAUAUAUUAACAUAAAGGCCUGAAUAAAAGACCCCCUGCUGGAUAUUCUUGGCUACCCAGAAGGCACAGCUGUUUACUUAUAGUGAAAUAGUGUAAAACAUUGUGGCUCUCAGCAAUCUGCUUUUAAUUUAUUUUUUUAAUAAAUUAAAUAAUAAAUGUUGAAGCACUAUCA